AUGGCUCCAUCUACGAAAGCUUCAGCUGCCAAAAAGGCUGCUUUGAAAGGUACCAAUGGUUCAAAAACUCUCAAAGUUAGAACAUCAACAACUUUCAGGUUACCAAAAACAUUAAAAUUAGCAAGACAACCUAAAUACCAAAAGAAAUCAGUACCUCACUACAAUAGAUUGGAUGCUUACAAAAUUAUCAUUUCACCAAUUGCCACUGAAACUGCAAUGAAGAAAGUUGAAGAUUCAAACACAUUGGUUUUCCAAGUUGACAUUAAAGCCAACAAGCACCAAAUCAAAGCUGCUGCCAAAGAAUUAUAUGACAUAGAUGUUGAUUACGUUAAUACCUUGAUUAGACCAAAUGGUACUAAAAAGGCAUUCUUGAGAUUAACUGCUGAUCACGAUGCUUUAGAUAUUGCUAACAAGAUUGGUUACAUCUAA
Messenger RNA from Lodderomyces oxycetoniae, 429 nucleotides. RefSeq names its product 60S ribosomal protein uL23 (gene RPL25). Gene Ontology annotation, cellular component: cytosolic large ribosomal subunit; ribosome. The record is from RefSeq and is a predicted model, not a curated record. The transcript is spliced from 2 exons. Gene Ontology annotation, biological process: ribosomal large subunit assembly; translation. Lineage: Eukaryota; Fungi; Ascomycota; Pichiomycetes; Serinales; Debaryomycetaceae. Gene Ontology annotation, molecular function: structural constituent of ribosome. The coding region runs from base 1 to 429 and encodes 142 amino acids.